Molecule: messenger RNA, 3911 nt
Organism: Gigantopelta aegis
Lineage: Eukaryota; Metazoa; Mollusca; Gastropoda; Neomphalida; Peltospiridae
Product: replication termination factor 2-like
Exons: 8
Coding region: 74-1018 (314 amino acids)
Biological process (GO): mitotic DNA replication termination; site-specific DNA replication termination at RTS1 barrier
Cellular component (GO): nucleus
Source: RefSeq, a predicted model, not a curated record
AACUUCCGGUAAAAUUCUGUGGUUUGGUUUUUUUUUUUACUUGAAAAAACAAAUAAGUUUAAGUGUUGUCGAAAUGGGAUGCGAUGGAGGGACAAUCCCAACAAGAGAUGAGUUAGUGAGGACUAGAAAAAAGCCAGAAAAAAAAGACAGGACUGCGGAAUUGGACGCCAAAUGGAAACACUGUGCUCUGAGUCAGGAGCCUCUUGUGCCUCCCAUCAUGGCUUGUGAACUCGGCAGUGAUCUGAGUUUCAGACUAUACAACAAGGAGUCAACUCUUGAGUUGCUGUUGGACAGAACUAAAUUUGACUGUGCUGCGAGUUUCGACCAUCUCAAAAGUCUAAAGGAUCUUCGACAACUGAAUUUGACUACUAACCGUGGAUACACAGGAGGAAAAGCAGAAAUGGGGAAUUGCUACAUCGAUACUCAGACUUCUGUGUAUAUUUGUCCAGUUGCUGGUCUUGAAAUGAACGGUACAUACAAGUUUUGCUUUCCGUGGUCAUGUGGAUGUGUUAUAUCAGAACGGGCUUUGAAAGAAGUUCCCACUGAAGUUUGUCACACGUGUGGUGAAAAAUUCAUGCAGGAUGACAUUAUCGUUCUGAAUCCCCCAGAGGAAGAUCUCGACACUGUGAGACUCCAGAUGGAGGCCAGAAGACUCCGACUUAAGCGUGACAAGAAAUUGCGAAAAGCUCAAAAACACACGAUAGCAGACAUCAUCAUUGACAGUGUGGCUGAAGAUGGACCUACGACCAGCAAACGAGUUCGAUUCACACAAUCAGCAGGGCAGAAAAACAAGCUUGUUACCGGAACAUCAGCAAGUCGGCCAAAUGGAAUGGACACAAGACUGGAGCAUAAGUCAAAACCAACUAAUGGGAAGGCGGAGGACAAAUCUACAAAGUCAACAGGAAUCCAAGAAGAUCCUACAACAAGUACAGUGUACAAAUCACUGUUCACUUCAUCCGAUAAGGCGAAGAACCAGCAAAAAGCUCACUGGGUGACAUUCAACCCAAUGUAUUACUGAGGUUAUUUACAACUCAACCCAGUGUAUUACUGAGGUUAUUUACAACUCAACCCUGUGUAUUACUGAGGUUAUUUACAACUCAACCCAGUGUAUUACUGAGGUUAUUUACAACUAAACCCUGUGUGUUACUGAGGUUAUUUACAACUCAACCCUGUGUUACUGAGGUUGAUUACAACUCAACCCACUGUUACUGAGGUUAUUUGUAACAGUAUGUAAUGUAAUUAAACCUCACUGUAAUCCACUGUUACUGAGGUUAUUUGUAACAGUAUGUAAUAUAAUUAAACCUCACUGUAAUCCACUGUGUUACUGAGGUUAUUUGUAACAGUAUGUAAUAUAAUUAAACCUCACUAUAAUCCAGUUACUACUGAGGUUAUUUGUAACAGUAUGUAAUAUAAUUAAACCUCACUGGAUAACUGAGGUUAUUUGUAACGGUAUGUAAUAUAAUUAAACUUCACUAAUUCACUGUUACUACUGAGGUUAUUUGUAACGGUAUGUAAUAUAAUUAAACCUCACUAAUCCACUGUUACUACUGAGGUUAUUUGUAACGGUAUGUAAUAUAAUUAAACUUUACUAAUCCACUUUUACUACUGAGGUUAUUUGUAACAGUAUGUAAUAUAAUUAAACCUCACUAAUCCACUGUUUCUACUGAGGUUAUUUGUAACAGUAUGUAAUAUAAUUAAACCUCACUAAUUCACUGUUACUACUGAGGUUAUUUGUAACAGUAUGUAAUAAUUUGUAACAGUAUGUAAUAUAAUUAAACCUCACUAAUCCACUGUUUCUACUGAGGUUAUUUGUAAUAGUAUGUAAUAUAAUUAAACCUCACUAAUUCCGUGUUACUACUGAGGUUAUUUGUAACAGUAUAUAUUAUAAUUAAACCUCACUAAUUCACUGUUACUACUGAGGUUAUUUGUAACAGUAUAUAUUAUAAUUAAACCUCACUAAUUGACUGUUACUACUGAGGUUAUUUGUAACAGUAUAUAUUAUAAUUAAACUUCAAUGGAUAGCUCUGUGUUGCAGACACUCAGUACAUGCUUAAUUUUUCAUGUGAUUUUAAUUUUCCAUUUGGAAGAAAAUAAUAAGAAUGGGCCUACAUUUCUGGUGUGAGAAAGAUACAAUGUAUCUGUUUGAAAUCAUCAUCACAGUCGAUACAAAGUCUGCACCGCAGUGAUACAAACAAAGUCAGCACCGCAGUGAUACAAAGUCAGCAUCACAGUCGAUACAAAGUCAGCAUCACAGUCGAUACAAAGUCAGCAUCACAGUUGAUACAAAGUCUACACCGCAGUGAUACAAAGUCUGCACCGCAGUGAUACUAAGUCAGCAUCACAGUCGAUACAGAGUCUGCACCGCAAUGAUACAAAGUCUGCACCGCAGUAAUACAAAGUCAGCAUCGCAGUGAUACAAAGUCUGCACCGCAGUGAUACAAAGUCGGUGCUGUCUAUUAGAAGUUCCCUUUGAUCAUUUUGCUGCAUGUACAAAAUCACAUGCUGUUCGCAAAUUAAAGCAACUGUCCUGAGUUUCCGGUUUUUCUCCCUCUAAAAAGUAAACACAUCCUACUUUUUCAAGUUUCUAAUUGCAUUUCCAAUAGACAACUGCCUCUAUCCCCACCCAUUAUACAUUUCGAAAUCACAGUGAAAAGCAUAACUGCAUCUAUUAAUCUUUAAUUGCUUUUUGGUAUCUGUGUGGUUACAUUGCAGUAGGCUUAUACAUGUAAGUUAUAUAUGCAGUAUUCUGAAACUUCAAUUUUUUUGUAAUAAAAACAAACACAAGCCUUGCUUAAUCAGUUUAUUAAAAUAUUACAUACACAGCCAGAAAAAUAGUACAUUUAAUAAGAUAUUUUAAAAUGCCAAAAUAGAAAUUAAAAUGUUGAAAUACUGAGGUGCAGCAUCAAUUGGAUAGAUGUAGGAUUCACAUAAUUUUGGUACUUUCUGUUGGACCCGGAAGCAUUAAGCUCAAUGCUUCCAGGAAAUCCCUGUUUAUUAUCAUUUCAUUCAGACUAUUAUUUGGCACCAACCAGUACUCUCCUGUAAGAGAACCGAUGGAGUAGUGUGCUCAAAUGUAAUUGGCAGCUUUCAAGUUGAUCCUAGCAUACAAUUUUGUAAAACAACAUUUUUAUUUAUGAUAGAAAAGUUGAUGGAGAAAAGCUAUGAAAAUCCUUCGAAUUAGAUUCUCGUUUGAUUUCCGUGGCCCAUUAACAUUUUCAUUUGUAUUAGAACUACUGAAGAAAAUUGUUCGUGUAAACAUUAAAACCACACUAACAAUAUAUCGGUGGUCUGAAAAAUUCUAAUUUUAUGCCCUGGUAUGGUAUGACAAUAUGGCUUCCCAAGGCCUCGAACUUCACCAUGGCAGGGAUAAAUCAGCAGUGCUGCAAUACAAAAUAUCUUUGAUGGUAUUUUUUGUUAUUAUCACAUAUUUGUCUGUACUAUCAAAAUGUAUGACCUGAACGUAAAGCUAUAUAGUAACAUUAUGAUUUUUAGAUCAAACUGGGAAAAUUAAACCAAAUAAUUAACAAAUAUUUUUCUCUACAUCCACAAAUGCUAUAACCAACUUUAUUACCCCAGUGGUCACUUAUAAUUGGGAAAAUAUUGUUUCAUAUUUUCUCAUUGAGAAAUAUUCUGCAUUGGUAUAAUGUACACUAAAAUUGGACAAUUUGAGGCUUACAAACCAGUGAUAUUGUCAGUACUAAAUAUGACUUCACGAUGAUUUGGCAAGCUAACAAAAUGAUGUCAUCUAGUUUAAAGAGUUUGCCUUUAUGAUUUUGUUUUAAAUGUUAAACUUGUAAUAAAAUGUUAUUUUAAUGCAAUUCAUUAUAAAAAGAUUUUUAAACAGAAUAUAUAGAACUUUUGUUUUUGAAAAUUAUCUGUGAACAUGGUUGAAAUACAGAGUUUUACUCAGA